AUGGGACACCUCCAAGCGGCCAAGCGUGCCAAAGCUGGACGAAUUUCCAUCUUGUCACCGCGCCUCAAAUCUCACCAUUCUGGCCAAUGCGCUGCCGGCAAGGCACACGUGCAAGGAUGGCCAGCACCAGAGCCGAACAUGCACGCCGAGCACACCCGCCUAAACUUCCGCAUCGCUACCAACAGGCUUCCGACCCUCACGGAAUCGUUUCUGCUCCUGCCGAAUGUCCACAUGGCAUCUGAAAGGCUUGACCGGAAGCAGCCAACAGCAUGGAAGAUUGGCCGUGCGUUCACGCAAGGCAAGAAGAGUGCGCCUUCUGAAUUUGCUGAAGUUGAGCGGGAGGCCAAUGGAUUGAGCGAAGCGUUGAAGCUCGUAGCAGAGUCGUUACACACGGAUGGUGAAACACUAUCGCAAGCAGACAAUGAGACUCGCGCCGCCGUCAACACCAUUCUCGAAAGCGCGAGGGCCACUUUGAGUGACCUGGAGAGCUUCGUGGAACGGUAUCAAGUCAUCAAGAAGAACCAGACAAGCGGCGGCUUCGUCGUUGAACGAAGCUGGAGCCAGGUCGUGCUUGCCAAUUACAAGACUUUCAAGUGGACAACAGAAGGAGGCACAAUCGAUGAGCUACGGAAUAUGCUCCAGAUGCACACCAACACCAUACAGCUGACCAUGCAAGCACUACAAUCACGCUCGUUGGCAAGGCUGGAGAAGACUGUCGUACCAAUGGCCGAGAAUAUCGCCGAUAUCCACCAAGCAGUACAUGGCGACCUGGGUGGCAAGAUAGACGACCUUCACCGCCUGAUAAUGGCUGUAGCCAACAGCACACCCUCACUCCAAGCGCGGGAUCGUGCGAUCCAAGGCCCGAACAGCGUGCGAAACAGCAGCAGCACCGUGUCCACGCUAGAUCGCGGUUCAACAUCGAAUGGCACAGGGACCCGUAUGCUGGAGGCGCCACCCCCACGUAACUCCUCAAUCGUCCUCCCAAUACGGAAUCUAGACCGAAGGGAGUCGGUGCAGUCCACCCAUAGUUCAAAGGUCACCGUCUUGCCCGCUGGAAAGUCUUCGAGGGAGGAUUCAGCUUACUGGUCUAUGGGUCCCAUGCCAUUCGAACGCGAAGGAAGAAGGAUGGACUGGGGGUUUGAGAAUGGCUCGCCUCCACACGAUCGGGGCAGCAUUGGUAAUGAGUUCGCAUCUAGCUCUAGUGCUGCCUCUUCUGUCUCGCCGCCUCCACAACGACCCGAGUCGAGCAUAGCACGCCGUGAGUCUACGACCUUGCCUAACCUAUUUAGUGCUAUCGACGAGCUGGACCAGGAAGGUGACUACAACAUCGACCCAUACUACACCAAUGUCUCGCCAAGAUCAAGAAAUCAUGCGUCAUCGUCACAAACGAACUCCGUGCGAAUCUCCAAUGGACAGCAAAUCCUCCCACCACCCGCCCUGCCGCCAGAUUCACCCGAGACUCGUGAACCACCUGCCACUCCCGCUUCCAUCUUCGGCGCACCUCGACGACAUCAAAGUGUCAAGAAACCCGCUUCCCGACCUACGACUGCACACGGCUCGGUGCAACGAAAGCGAGAAAGCGUCGAAUCCAAUUCACCACAAGCGACUGAGACUCUCUCAUUCGACAAAAUCCUAUUUCGCAAUGCUGCAAUACUGUGUGACGUCCGCGGGAAACUGGUAGAGUAUGCUCAAAAGAUUCCCAACGAGCCAGAUCCGCGCUUCGACACGGAGAUGAAGGAAGCGUGCAAAGACUGCCGAAUCUGCGUCAUCCGUAAGCGAGAGCAAAAAGAACAUGGCGGCACAAAAGUUGUUACUUCCAUCUGGACACUAUCUGAUGACGGCGAAGUCCGAAUGCAGCAGAAGCUAUCCGAGAUCAACGAGACUGUGCCAUACUGCUCAUAUUUCGACCCAUUGAAAGUCUCACUACCACCCCCCGAAGGCGCUGGAAGCGAGAUGGACCUCAAAUUUCAUCCUGAGCAACGGGGUGCUAUGCUCAAGGAAGGGAAGAAGACGAAUUGGGUCAACUUCGUCUUCGUGAGUGAGCAGGAUGCCAUAUCAUUCCAAUCCGCAGUCUUUGGCAGAACGCUCCUGGGCAGCUAUCGCACGACUAAAACGACAGUCAUUCACGACGGACUCAAGGGGGCUUUCGCGUUCGAAGAGCAGUUUGCGAACAUUGAAAUGCUUCGACUUUGGGAAGACGAUGGCAUUGCUACACCUGGUGCAGCUGGCGGCGUCAUGGCCUUGAUGCAUGUGAGCAGUAACUUUGGGGACGGCUGGGCGCGUUUCUGGCUCAAUGGCAACAAGCAGCAAGUCCGUGUCAAAGAGGACAGUGCCAAGUGGGCGCGAGUCAAGGGAAUCGAUAUCACCGUCGUUCGACCUGGUACUGCUCCUGCUGUGGCAGAGAAGAUCAGAAGUCCUUCCGUCGCUUCACCUGUCGGAGAAGGUCUGCAGCGUGUGGAAACUAUGAUGGAGGCUAGACCGAAUGGUGGGAGGAGGAUACCUGUUAAGAGAGUACAAGGGGUCCGAAUCGAAUUCAAGACUGAGGAGGAGAGGAGUCGGUUCGUGCAGCAGAGUAAGACUGUGCAGGGGAAGAUCCUCUCGCUGCCGGAUCUUUGA
Messenger RNA from Recurvomyces mirabilis, 2616 nucleotides. RefSeq lists its product as uncharacterized. The transcript is spliced from 2 exons. The coding region runs from base 1 to 2616 and encodes 871 amino acids. Lineage: Eukaryota; Fungi; Ascomycota; Dothideomycetes; Mycosphaerellales; Teratosphaeriaceae. The record is from RefSeq and is a predicted model, not a curated record.